Molecule: messenger RNA, 4932 nt
Organism: Phacochoerus africanus (Common warthog)
Lineage: Eukaryota; Metazoa; Chordata; Mammalia; Artiodactyla; Suidae
Gene: MCTP1
Product: multiple C2 and transmembrane domain containing 1
Exons: 23
Coding region: 492-3476 (994 amino acids)
Biological process (GO): regulation of neurotransmitter secretion
Cellular component (GO): synaptic vesicle membrane
Molecular function (GO): calcium ion binding
Source: RefSeq, a predicted model, not a curated record
CUGUUGUGUGAGUCGCACGCGCGUCCCGUUUGGAGGCAGCCGCCCCCCCCGCCGCUGACAGGUGCUGUCCGGAGGGCAUCGGGUGCGGUCCCUGGCGUAGCUGGACGCGUACGCCCGGGUGCGUGUAGCUUCUCGAGCCGGGAGCCAGUGAAGAGAAAGAGCCAGGGAGCGGCCUGGGGGACUCCAGUGGACUGGAGCCGCGGAACUCAGAGCUAGAAACUUUGCUGAGACCGAGAUUUGGGUACAGGGCCAGCCCACCCCCGCAGGUACCGGAGGAAGAGGCGGCGCGGGAGUCCCGAAUCCGGAGAGCCUCCGCAGCGGCGUCGCCUUUCCCCAGGGCUGACCUGAAGCCUCCCUGCACUCUCGGCUUCUGUUGCUGCGUCCGCCGCCGUCGCCGUCGCCGCCACCGCGGAGCUCCGGGAGUAGACGCAGCCCGAGAGGGCGGAGAAGGAGGAGGAGGCGGUGGAGAGAGGAGGAGCAGGGGGUGGAGGAUGGAGCCUCGAGCUUCCGCGGCGGGCUCGCCCGAGCCUGCAGCGGCGUCCUCCUCCUUCCAGGCCCGGCUCUGGAAGAACCUGCAGUUGGGAGUGGGCAAGGGCAAGGGCGGCGGGAGCGGGCGCGCGGGGGCCCCCGUGCGCCGCACUGCGGACACCCCGUCGCCCUCUCCUCCACUCCCGGGGGCCAGGCGGGACGGACUGGCAGGCUUGGGUGGCGCGGGCAGCAGGUGGAGCGGCUUCAAGAAACGGAAGCAAGUGCUGGACCGCGUCUUCUCCUCCUCCCAGCCCAACCUGUGCUGCUCGUCGCCGGAGCCUCUCGAGCCCCGUGGUGCAGGCAGAGCGGAGCAGGGGUCCACGCUGCGCCGCCGGAUCCGCGAGCAUUUGUUUCCCGCGGGAAGGGGACCGGUGGCAGCCGCUGGUGCAACGCCUCCUGGUGGACGUUCCCCGGACUCAGCUCCCUCUUUAUCCUCUGCCUCAUCCUCCCUGUCAUCCUCGCCCCAGCCGCCCCCAAGGGGAGCCCGUGCCGGAGAUGCGGGUGCGCGGCGUGAGGGCCCCGCGGCGCACUUGUGCCAUCAGAAGAGUUCCUCCUUGCCGGGCACCGCCUGCUUGGAGCAGCUGCUGGAGCCGCCGCCGUCUAGCACAGAGCCAGCACCAAAUCCAGCAGAGUCGCGGACCCUGGAGAAGGGCGAGGAGCGCAGCAGCAGUCCGAAAAUACAUACUGCUGGAACCAGUAAUGCAGAUGUCCCUUUGGCUGAUCCCGGAAUGUACCAGUUGGACAUUACAUUAAAACGGGGUCAAAGUUUAGCUGCCCGAGAUCGAGGAGGGACAAGUGAUCCGUACGUGAAGUUUAAAAUUGGAGGCAAAGAAGUUUUUAGAAGUAAAAUAAUACACAAGAACCUGAAUCCUGUGUGGGAGGAGAAAGCUUGCCUUCUUGUUGAUCACCUCAGGGAGCCAUUGUAUAUCAAGGUAUUUGACUAUGAUUUUGGACUACAGGAUGACUUUAUGGGCUCAGCCUUCCUGGAUCUCACACAGUUGGAGUUAAACAGGCCUACGGAUGUGACCUUGACACUGAAAGAUCCCCAUUAUCCUGACCAUGAUCUUGGAACUAUUUUGCUCUCAGUCAUCCUUACCCCCAAAGAAGGAGAACACAGGGAUGUGACAAUGCUAAUGAGGAAGAGUUGGAAAAGAUCAAGUAAGGAACUCUCAGAAAAUGAAGUUGGAUCUUAUUUCUCUGUGAAGUCUUUCUUUUGGAGGACACGUGGCAGGCCUGCUUUUCCCAUCCAGGGCUUCUGCAGAGCAGAACUUCAAAGUGCUCAUUACCAAAAUGCACACCUUCAGACCCAAAGUUUGCGUCUGUCAGAUGUACACAGAAAAUCCCAUCUUUGGAGAGGAAUAGUCAGCAUCACAUUGAUUGAGGGACGAGACCUCAAGGCGAUGGAUUCAAAUGGGUUGAGUGACCCCUAUGUGAAGUUCCGGCUUGGGCAUCAGAAGUACAAAAGCAAGAUUAUGCCCAAAACGUUGAAUCCUCAGUGGAGGGAACAGUUUGAUUUUCAUCUCUAUGAAGAAAGAGGUGGAAUCAUUGAUAUCACUGCGUGGGACAAAGAUGCUGGGAAAAGGGAUGAUUUUAUUGGCAGGUGCCAGAUUGACCUGUCGGCUCUCAGUAGGGAACAGACACACAAGUUGGAGUUGCAGCUGGAGGAAGGGGAGGGUCACCUGGUGCUGCUGGUCACCCUGACAGCUUCGGCCACCGUCAGCAUCUCGGACCUUUCCAUCAACUCUCUGGAGGACCAGAAAGAACGUGAGGAAAUCCUAAGGAGAUAUAGCCCACUGCGGAUAUUUCAUAACUUGAAAGAUGUGGGAUUCCUCCAGGUGAAAGUAAUAAGAGCGGAAGGGUUAAUGGCCGCUGACGUCACAGGUAAAAGUGACCCAUUUUGUGUGGUUGAACUGAACAAUGAUAGGCUGCUAACACAUACGGUCUACAAAAAUCUCAAUCCUGAGUGGAACAAAGUCUUUUCAUUCAACAUUAAAGAUAUCCAUUCAGUUCUUGAAGUGACAGUUUAUGAUGAAGAUCGGGAUCGAAGUGCUGACUUUCUGGGCAAAGUUGCUAUACCACUGCUGUCUAUUCAAAAUGGUGAACAGAAAGCCUACGUCUUGAAAAACAAGCAGCUGACAGGGCCAACAAAGGGGGUCAUCUAUCUUGAAAUAGAUGUGAUUUUUAAUGCUGUGAAAGCCAGCUUACGAACAUUAAUACCCAAAGAACAGAAGUACAUUGAAGAGGAAAACAGACUCUCUAAACAGCUACUCCUAAGAAACUUUAUCAGAAUGAAGCGUUGUGUCAUGGUGCUCGUAAAUGCUGCAUACUACGUUAAUAGUUGCUUUGACUGGGCUUCACCCCCAAGGAGCCUCGCUGCUUUUGUGCUUUUUCUCUUUGUUGUCUGGAACUUUGAGCUCUACAUGAUACCACUGGUUUUGUUGUUACUGUUGACAUGGAACUACUUCUUGAUAAUAUCAGGGAAAGAUAACAGGCAACGUGAUACAGUAGUGGAGGACAUGCUAGAGGACGAGGAAGAAGAAGAUGACAAAGAUGACAAGGACAGUGAAAAAAAGGGAUUUAUAAAUAAAAUCUAUGCCAUCCAGGAGGUAUGUAUCAGUGUCCAGAACAUCCUAGAUGAAGUGGCUUCCUUUGGCGAAAGGAUAAAGAAUACUUUCAACUGGACUGUCCCAUUCUUAAGCUGGCUGGCCAUUGUAGCCCUCUGUGCAUUCACAGUCAUCCUGUACUUCAUUCCACUGAGAUACAUUGUCCUUGUCUGGGGUAUCAAUAAAUUUACAAAAAAGCUUCGGAGUCCAUAUGCAAUUGAUAACAAUGAACUACUUGACUUCCUUUCCAGAGUCCCUUCAGAUGUGCAAGUGGUGCAAUACCAAGAACUGAAACCAGAUCCCUCUCAUAGCCCAUGUAAAAGGAAGAAAAACAAUCUUGGCUAGCCAGCUCCCAGCACUGAGCAUCUGUUUGGGAAGAUAAAAGAAAAAGCCUUCAGCCUCAGCAGCAUUUCCUUUCUUUCUGUUUUGUUUUGUUUUAAAUUUGUCUUUUUAUCAUGAUUGCGAGAAUCUGUAAAUAGUGUACAAAGGUAUAUGUCUUUGAAAAUAUACUUCCACUGUACAGAACCAAUUUGAUAAAGGUUUAGCUCUAGCUAUGUGAAAGCCUUGUUAGCUGUGGAUAAUAAUAUAACACAUUGGAACAACAAAUGUAAGAUUGGUAAAGUUGGGAGAUACAUACUUCUCUAAUUACAAAUGGAAGAACUAGAAUCUUAGAUUAAAUGCUCAGCUGUGCUCUGAUUAAAUCUACAUAAAAUGUAAAUGUCAAUUUGAUUUAAAAUUUUUUUAUGUGACUACUUUUCUUUCUGAAAAAUAAUCCAUUACAGUUUUGUAUGUUUUAUACAUUUCAGUAGGGAGGGUGGAUCUCAGAACCUGAAUAAUGGAACAGAGAUGCAUUUCAACUUAACAUAGAUUCAUUCAGAUCUGUCAUUAAUUCCUGUGCACAUUAUUUAGAUAUGACUAGGCUGAUUUUAAGCUAAUGAGUGAAGGUAUAUUCACCUCCUUAAGAGAAUCUUCCACACACUGAAGUUCCACAAAGACAAUUUCCAAACCUUCUAUCAUUCUAUCUAAAACCUUAAAAUCUCUACUGGACUACACAAAAAUACUGCCAGGUUUAUAAAUGGUUGCCUAUACGAAUUUUUAUACCUACCACUAUUAAUUUGUACUGAGUUAGCAAUUAGCAACCCUAUACCGUUGUCAAAAAUACUAGCAGAUUAAAUCUACAUUGCUUUUGGUGUCAGAUUAUGCCUCUGUGCAUCUAAAAAUAUUUAACACUCAUGUGUUCUCACAGAAAAAAAAUGUACCUUUCUCAUUAGAAUACUAAAAUGCUUUAGUGCAUAUUAUGAUUUCUGUUAUUAGCGUGAAUUUUGAUGUAGAGGAGAAUGCAAUGUGCUAAGUAAUAUGCCAGUGUUUUGUUACAUUCAUUUAUAGAAAAAAUCAUCCUUGAAAAUAUGAAUGCAUGAAAACCUAUUUUGUAAAAUAAACUGCUCAUGGGGAAGGGGGGUUUGCCUUUAAUAAUGUUUCACUACUUACCAUAGAAUCUCUACUUAAAAAUUGCAUUCCCAAGACUCUUAUGUAGUUUUUGUACCUGACUUCCUGGUAUAUCAAGGGAGAUAUACCUCUAGAGAGAGAAAUAAUUUGGUGAGCAUGUCUUACUUCCCUGACUCAGUAGGGCAUUAAGCUUGGUUGAAAUUGCUGCAGACAAUGUUUUGCAUUACUUUAUUAAUAGACUGGGAUAGGGUUAAGGGGUUGUGCUGGAAAAAUGUAAAAAAGCCAGAAGUGAGAAAUAUGUAUUUCACUCUAAAGGAAAAUUCUUUAAAAAUAAAUUUAAUCUCAUCAAAGUUGA